Molecule: messenger RNA, 5757 nt
Organism: Anisakis simplex (herring worm)
Lineage: Eukaryota; Metazoa; Nematoda; Chromadorea; Rhabditida; Anisakidae
Source: the annotation of a GenBank genome assembly
AUGGAGCAUUCUUCAGCACGGACAAGAGAUUGCACAUCUGAAAUGCGUCAUCGUUUACGUUUAAUCGACUUCACUAAUGAGCAAUCGUCAAUUAUUUCGACGAAGGUACCAUCAAAAUUGGGUGGUCAAAAGGAGACGAAGAUGCCGAUAUCGGCAUUGAUCUCGUUCGGUGAUCAUUUGUCAAAGGAUAAAACGGUAAAUGAAAAUGCAAAUUCGACCCAAAGCCAGCAUGAUGUUCACCCGUAUGAGCUAUGUAAAAAACAAAUUAAGCUGAGUGCAAAUCGACUGGAUAUCUCUCAUCUAUGGCAUCUUUGUCAGAAGUUCGACGCUCUCGAAAAAAUUGUCGCUAAUCUAGGUUCAUUCCAUUCAAAUGGUAUUCUUUAUCGAUCAUUGUUCUGUUUGUACAUUUUUCGAAACGUUUCGGGUGCACCGAAUGCCAAGGAAAUGCAACUUGCCAUUGCUGGAUUGUGUCAGCGAGAUGUUGACAAUGAUACUGUCGAAACGAUUGCCUCAAGUAAAGUAGUUUCGUUUUCAGUUGUGUCGAAAAUUCGUUCUGAAGUUGGCCUGAAGGUGUUUCAAGAAGUGGUCAUGACGAACUGGCAAUUGGCUGUCUCAUCGGACAAGUAUCGAUAUGAUCCACCGUUGUACAGUAUCCGAAUCAAUAGAAAUAAGCAAGAUCAAGUAUCACGCGAUGAGAUGGCAGCUCCAACGAAAACGAUUCUUAAAAGCUUUGAGAACGCAUUGGGUGUAACGAUAAGGUGGCCUUGCAACAGGGAUAUGGUUCUCAAUCCAAAAUUUGUGCGACGAAUUCGUUGGAAGAAAGCGAAUUUGGAAGAUGUUGGAACGGGUACGAGAAACGAAUUGAAUAGUAAUGAUGGAGUGAGUUUGAGUGAGAUUGCGACAGGUGGAGAUAUCGACGAGUUGAGAACCGCACUGACCGUCAAUGUUUUGCAGCCAUCUUCUUCACAAAGCAAUCAAACUUUAACGGCAGUUGAAUUAUUCAAAGUGAUCAGUGGUUUGUACGAAGAGUGUGAUUCAAUAUAUCGUCAUAUGAUUGAACUGUUAACGUCAGAGCGUAGUGAUGGCGCAUUGCAGAGUGAGCUGAUCGAUCUGUUGGGCGUUGAGCAAUUUGAUAUGGUUGCUUCAAUACUUGAAUCGAGAGUGAGUUUGACUGAGGAGUUGAAUGCAAUGAAAGGCGAAGGAAAAAAGCAAUCGAAACUAACGCAGCUCAUGGUGUGUUCUUGCGGUCGUUCGUUUCUGUUGAUCGAAUUAUUGUUGACUGCACUGAAGGAUGCAGAUGACACGGCAUCAUCAGCACCCCAGUAUUGUCAACAGGUAACGGUUCAGUCGAAGAUGGAGUCUGAGUUGAGACGUGAAUUAAGGAAGGAACAAAAACGUGCGAACAAGGAAUUCAAUCGGAUCACACAUGCGUUCGGAGAGGAAGAGAAAUUGGAAAUUGAGUUAGCACGACGCGAUAUUAUGAAACAGCGACAACUGGAAUUGUUGAAUACACAAUGGGUACAGUUGUCAUCGAGUGACGAGACUCGUGUACCACUGGUACCACGUGAACAUUAUCCGUACGUUUUCGAUGCUGCCUUAUCAGGCGAGCAGACUGAUUUGACACUCAACGGUCUGAAGUUCGCCUUACCGUCUGGUUCGAAGCGAAUAAGUCAUCAUACUUACGACGAGGUGAAUGUGCCUCCAUCAGACACCACCUCCAUUCAAGAUGUACGACACGUUUAUGUGAAAGAUAUGGACGAGUUAGGUCAAAUUGGGUUCAAAGGAUACGAGAAGCUGAAUGUUAUUCAGUCGUUAGUUUUCGAACAAGCCUACAAAACCAAAGAGAAUCUUCUUAUUUGUGCACCGACUGGAGCAGGUUCGUUGUUCAUUGGUUACAUCGGAAUACAUAAACGAUUGUCUGAAGUUGGUUUGAAGGUUCGCGAAUUAACCGGUGAUACGACUUUAUCAAAGCGAGAAAUUGCUGAAACACAGAUGCUGAUAUUAACACCAGAAAAAUGGGAUGUUGUAACACGGAAAGAUAGUGAAACGUCGUUGGCGAGGUUGAUGAGGUUGCUGAUAAUUGAUGAGGUGCAUUUGCUGCACGAUGAUCGAGGGCACGUUAUUGAGACGAUCGUUGCGAGAACGUUGAGACAGGUUGAAAUGAGUCAGCAAGGUAUACGUAUAAUUGGACUGUCGGCAACAUUACCGAAUUAUGUUGAUGUGGCCAGAUUCUUGAGAGUUAAUCCAUACAAAGGUCUCUUCUUCUUCGAUAGCCGUUUCCGUCCCGUUCCACUUGCACAAACCUUCAUUGGUGUUCGAAAGCCAGUUGGAAGUCUAUCGUCGUCGAGGUUCUCAUCGGCUGAAUUGGACGAAGUUUGCUAUGAGAAAGUGCAUCAGUUCGCGAAACAAGGUCAUCAAGUACUCGUAUUCGUUCAUGCCAGAAAUGCAACGGCUAAGUUGGCGAGUUUCUUCAGGGAUAAAUCCUCUAGAUUGGGACACUUCGAUGAUUUUCUCCCAUCGAACAUAACCACUAAAGGCUAUAUGGCAUCCAAAAAAGCGAUGACGUCCUCUCACAAUUUGCAACUUAUUGAACUGUUCCAAUUCGGAUUCGGUAUUCACCACGCUGGUUUACCGAGACGUAAUCGUCUUAUGAUUGAGAAGCUGUUUGCUAGCGGUCAUAUUAAAAUACUGUUUUGUACGGCAACUCUCGCUUGGGGUGUUAACCUGCCGGCACAUGCCGUUGUGAUCAGGGGAACCGAUGUGUUCGAUGCCCAAAAAGGUGCGUUCACGGAUAUCGGUGUGUUGGAUGUGCAACAGAUUUUUGGAAGAGCCGGUCGACCGCAGUACGAAAGUUCAGGUCACGGUGUGAUAAUAACGUGGCAGAAGAAAAUCGAUAAAUAUCUGAAUAUGUUGAUACGACAGACACCAAUCGAAAGUCAAUUUAUGGCGCAUAUCCAUGACAAUUUGAAUGCGGAAAUUGCGUUGGGUACGGUAUCGAAUAUAAAUGAGGCAGUGGAAUGGUUGAGUUAUUCGUACUAUUCCAUUCGAUCAAAACUGAAUCCUCUUGCAUACGGUAUCCCCUACAAUCAGCUGGAAAAUGAUCCUGAAUUGAAGGACUAUUUAACGAAGAUUAUGAAUGAAGCUGCUGAAAAACUGGAUAUGAAUCAAAUGAUACGAUUUGACAGUGUGAACGGCUUCGUGAACGCAACAGAUUUGGGACGUAUCGCAUCGCAUUACUACGUCAAAUUUGAAACGAUUGAGAUGUUGAAUACGGGAGUUGGUAAUGUGAAAUUGACGCAAUUAAUGACCGACGAUAAUGUGAUCAAUCUGAUCGCGAAUGCAUCCGAAUUCAGCCAGAUUAGGGUUCGCGAAGAAGAAUCUGAAGAUUUAGAACAAUUGAAGACAUAUUGUCCACUUCGCUUAAAGCAGGGUGCUCUUGCGACUGUGGCGGGUAAAAUUAAUUGUCUCAUGCAGGCGUAUUUGUCCCGAGUGAACAUUCGCAGUUUCUCGUUGUUAUCCGAAAUGUUGUAUAUCGAGCAAAAUUCGGGCAGAUUGUGCCGAGCGAUGUUCGAAAUUGUUUUACGACGUGGAUGGGCGCAUGCAACGAAUGCUUUUCUUUGUAUGGCGAAAUGCCUUGAGAAAAGAGUUUGGCCUUUCCAAACCCCGCUGAGACAAAUCGAAGGUAUGCGUAUCGAUGUCUACGAUAAAAUUGAACGCAAAAAACUUUCGUUUUAUCAGUUAUGUGAAAUGACUGCUCAAGAACUUGGGUCAAUGUUGAGUUACGAUGGUCAGCGAAUGUACGACGCGAUACGAAUGUUGCCAUCGAUGUACAUCGAAGCGUCUGUCAAGCCGAUCACCAAUACCAUAAUUCAAAUUACGCUAUCUUUAACGCCCGGAUUUACAUGGAACGACCAUUUCCUUGGCUCUAAAGGUGCCCAAAGUUUUUGGGUGUUUAUCGAGAAUAUCAAUGAAAAUAUGAUUAUUCAUUUCGAAAAAUUGAUCGUGAACAAAAAGAAGGUUAAAUUUGGUGAGUCACAAACUAUGAUCUUCACAAUCCCGAUUCGUGAUCAGCAGUUAUCACAUAAUUAUCAAGUGAGAGUAGCGAGUGAUUAUUACGUUGUUGAUGAUAGUGUUCUGCCAAUAUCUAUGCAUAACUGUGUACUACCCUAUUCACAUCGACCACAUACAGAUCUACUGGAUCUCGAUCCACUACCAAUAAAAGCACUCAAGAAUGCGUCGUACGAGUCAAUCUAUAGCUUCGAAUACUUCAAUCCAAUUCAAACGCAGGUGUUCUACUGCCUCUACAACACUGAUCAAAACGCACUGAUCGGUGCGCCAACUGGUUCAGGCAAGACGCUGUGUGCUGAACUUGCAAUGUAUCGUGUGUUUAAUAAACAACCCCAUAAAAAGGUUCAAGUCUGUAUAUAUGAAUUAAGAGGAAGUGUGAUACAAAUUAACAUCAUUGCAAUGUUUCUUGGCAGAUGCGUUAAUAUUUGCAGGAUAGUUGAAUUAACAGGCGAUCAUACGCCAGAUAUAAGGAGUUUACGUCAAGCACAGCUGGUAAUAACAACACCUGAGAAGUGGGAUGGUAUAACACGAAGUUGGGAGGUUCGAGAAUAUGUUAGAGAUGUUGUUUUGGUGGUGAUCGAUGAGAUACAUUUACUGGGUGUUGAACGAGGUGCUGUACUAGAGGCUAUCAUUACGAGAUUGAAAUUGAUGGCAAUGAAACGACGUUCGGACGGUAGCAAUACCGUUCGUGUUGUUGGUUUAUCGACAGCACUUGCAAAUGCAGGUGACAUUGCCGAAUGGCUGAAUAUUAAAGAGUCAGGUCUAUUCAAUUUCCGACCAAACGUGCGUCCCGUUCCAAUUGAAGUGCACAUCGCUGGAUUUCCGGGGCAACAGUACUGCCCCAGAAUGGCACUCAUGAACAGACCGGCAUUCAAAGCCAUCCAGAGUUAUUCACCAAGCAAACCAGUGCUUGUAUUCGUUGCAUCACGUCGUCAAACUCGUUUAACCGCAAUGGCAUUUGUAUCGCAGUUGGUAAGUGGAGACGAUCCAAAACAAUGGCUCAAUAUGGACAUUCAAGAGUUGGAAUGUUUAACGCAAACAAUCAAGGACGAAAGCUUGAAGUUAACGUUGCCAUUCGGUAUCGGUAUGCAUCACGCUGGUCUUCAGCAACAUGAACGCAGCUUAGUCGAAGAGUUGUUCGUUGAGCGUAAAAUACAAGUAUUGAUUGCGACAGCAACCCUCGCUUGGGGUAUCAAUAUGCCAGCACAUUUGGUUAUCAUCAAAGGAACUGAAUACUAUGAUGGCAAAACACAUAAAUACGUCAAUUUCCCUGUUACAGAUGUGUUGCAAAUGAUGGGCAGAGCUGGGCGACCGCAGUACGACACCUCAGCAAUUGCCGUGAUUUAUGUGCAGGAUGUGAAGAAGAACUUCUAUAAACGCUUUCUCUACGAACCGUUCCCUGUUGAGUCAAGAAAGCAAAAAUGGCGAAAAGAAAUAAUUUUUUAUUUCAGUUAUUACGAAAUUGAAGAAACAAGUGCAGAAGCGUUAACGUCGUUCUUGGUGGAUGUGGUUGAUGGUUGCGUUGACGAGUUGCUCCUUUCGAAAUGUAUCAGUAUUGACGAGAGCAGAGCUCUUUUAAAGGAGGACCAGACGAUCAGUUCAACUCCAUUGGGUCGUAUAGCGAGUAUGUAUUACCUGCAACAUGAAACUGUACGCUUCUUUUCAUCAACAUUAUCGCAAUACUGCUCC